Molecule: messenger RNA, 1769 nt
Organism: Sander lucioperca (pikeperch)
Lineage: Eukaryota; Metazoa; Chordata; Actinopteri; Perciformes; Percidae
Gene: spmap2
Product: theg spermatid protein
Exons: 7
Coding region: 981-1691 (236 amino acids)
Biological process (GO): spermatogenesis
Source: RefSeq, a predicted model, not a curated record
GUCAUAUAAAUAGAUUGUUGUGCCCAAAUUGAAUAUUUUACAUUGUUUAUUUGUGUUAUUUUUCCUGUACUGAAGUAAAGGUGAGGUAAGUUAAAUGUGCUUCUCUUUUAACUGCAGUUUGGGAUUAAUGAGGCAAGGCAAGGCAGCCGAAGUGUAUCUCCUCAACUUGAACAUGUCCAUAUCAUCCAGCUCUCUUGUAUGGCCUAAAAUGAAAAAUGAAUGUAACAACAAACAACUAGUCAAGACCCUGGCUGAAAAUGUUGAUUAUAUAUUUACAUCCACACAAGGAUAUUGUCUGUUAUAGAUAAAACCUCUGCUUUUGUAUUUCUUUUGUAAGUUGUGAUUGAUGGAAACUACCUUUUGGUUUAUUUUCUUUAUUUACAAUUUUAACACAUUUAGGAGUUACAUUUUGAAUGCAAUUUGAUGGAAGUAGGAAAGUUGGAUCACCUGAUUUAUGUGCCUUUUUGAAUUGUAUCCACCUUUGACUAUACCUGAAAUGGCACCUUUCAAAACAAAGUGCUUUACAGUAAAAGCAAAGUAUACUAAAAUCCUUAGCAAACUAGUGGUAAACAGUGAUAAUAUAAGUGUAGAUCUUGAAGGUUAAUGAGGCCAUCAGUUGUGUUACAAAUCAUAUUUAUUGCUUAUUAUGUAUUGCUCAUUUAAUGCCCUACCUUACCAUCUCUCCUUGUCUGGUAAUUGUACUUUUUUAAGUUUUCAUAUUGUCUAAAGUUUUGAUUUGUUCUGCAUGCAUAGCCCUGUAUGCAAAGCUUGAAUGAAUGACUAUAUUAUUUGAGUUAAGUGAGUAAGUGGCAAAUACCUGACUGCACUGAGGGGAGACAGAGUUGGGCAUCUUGACUCACCCUGUCCAUAGACGAUCUUUGGUAGACUGUACCCCACCAGCGUCAUCUGAUCCCCUAGCAACCAGCAGUUGUCAAUGUCACCACGAGAGAGCGAGGUACUGUACAGCUUCAACUGUUUCCAUGGCAACACUGACGCAGAUGCUCGGUCAACCCAAACCCAACCAACUCAGAUAUCCAGACCGUCGUUCGGUUUACUGGCUGGAUCAGCUGCCACCAGAGAAGACUGGAUCCACCACCAAAACUGAGUUAACCCCUCGCUGGUUGGAGCUAUGUAGAAAUAAAAAGUUCUACGCUCAAGUCACAAUUUCUCCUGUGUGGGAGGUGAGUGAAUGGGCUCUCAAGGCGGUCCCCUCCAAUCGGCUGUGUAGUCUUGCUCAACCGCGUGCUCCUGCAGUUGGCUGGCAGCCAGAUCGCCUACUGCUUGCUCCUUUGAACAGAGUGACACAGACGGCAGUCGCCACUUCACGAAUUUGCCAGCUUGCCCAACCAAAAAGAAGACUGGUACUAGAGGGUUCUGGCCCCAAAUCUAAACCUGUACCGAUGACCCACAUACCCUGCAAAGCCUCUGCACACAUAGAGCUACUUGCUACCCCUAAGUUCGACCACCCCAAGUUUGAAGGAGAGCGCUCGGUGUGCUGGCCCGUCUCCAGAGCAGCGAGGAACUACGUAGCCAGCCCGAGACUUCAUGAGCUGUCCAGUCCCAAAGAGAGGAAGGCUCUGUUUGAGGGAUACGACCCUUACAUAGUUAGCCGGGCAGCCCGGUCUGCUAGCCCGUCGCCUCGGAUACAACAGCUCUGUCUGCCUCUGCCUCGCAAAUGUAGCUCAAACUAGUAGGGAUGAGGUCAAGUCCCCUGAGAAGUGUUGAUUGUUCUCCUUUUCCUUAUUGUGAUAAAUAUGUUCUAAAAUUGU